AUGGCUCAACUGCCGUCCGAGGUCAUGGGCCAGUGUGUUGCUAUUCUUCUCUACAGCUGGUUUUGCCUGGCCGUCGGCUUGUUCUUGCUGUGGAUCGUGUGGGUUCAUGAUGAGCGCACGAGCUAUGUCAUCAUGCUGGGGUCUUUCAUGGUCUUGCACACAUUUACCUCAAUCAUCCAGCAAAUACACACCAUCACCUGGUGGAACGAUAUCAAGACGGCACAAUGGCAGAAUGUCGUUGCCAAUGUGGGGAAUCCUGAGCUCAACAUCACGGGUGCAUCAACCGGUCUGGAUUUAGUGCUGUUUUACAUUCGUGGGUUGCUUUGUGGUCGACUACCGGGAGCGCAUACUGAUGGUUGCACAGAGUACUAUUGCUACAAUGUAGAAUCACUACUCGUUGUCUUUUGGGCUGUAGAGCUGGCCAACAGUAUCUUCCAGCUACGCAUCACCAAAAUGUACCGGUUCCACGCCUCUCUGAUUGCCAAGGGUACCGCGGCCGUGAUUCCGGCCGUGUUUAUGGUUUUGCUUCGGUUCAGCAAGAUUCAGGCCAGUACCGUCGGAGCACUUGCUAACAAGCCCCCAGUGAUCGCUUGCUUCCUGGCCGGCAGCUUGAUCUUGUUGUCGAUUCUUGGCAAAUACAUUCACUCGCGGGUAAUGGUGUUGUCAUGGGACGUUCGGAAGAAUAUCUACGACAGGUGGUUGGUGUUGCGGUUCACCGUUGCUUUCAUCGCCUUGAGUGCCGGGAGAGCCGUUACCGACUUUGUUCUUUACAUCCCUGGAGUUACGGCGCCGGUACUGGCUUAUUUGGUGUUUGGAACAACGAGGACCUUUCGAGAUUAUGCCUGGUCCGUACUUGCGCCGCGGUGGUUGCAGGCGAAGCGAGAGGCACGCAAGCAGGCCAGGAAGAAGCCCAGCGUCGUGAUCGGUGCGAGGGAGUUGGCCAUCAUCAGCCAGGAGCAGGCAAACAAAGCGGGCCGUGAUUUGGAAUCAGGACUUCGUCAUUACGAGGUCAGCGUCACUGCCGGGAGGGAUAGGGCGAACAGCAACGCUGGGAGGGAAAGGUCAUUUAGCAACGCCGGGAGGGAUAGGGCGUAUAGCAAUGCUGGGAGGAUGAGGGGGAACAGCAUAAGGCUGCAGAACCUCAAUUCUUCCCACAACCACAUUGUGGGUGCGAUGAAGGAUAAGGACUCGGAUGAGGAUGAAUGGCCGAUUAUGAAGCAUGAGUCCAUUCAGGUCACGACCGAAAUCGACCGAAGCUCUGGCCACUCUAGUCAGUGGAAGGAUAUGAUGGACAAGGAUCGGAGGAUAUGA
Messenger RNA from Podospora anserina S mat+, 1311 nucleotides. RefSeq lists its product as uncharacterized. NCBI's taxonomy places the organism in Eukaryota, Fungi, Ascomycota, Sordariomycetes, Sordariales, Podosporaceae. The coding region runs from base 1 to 1311 and encodes 436 amino acids. The transcript is spliced from 5 exons. The record is from RefSeq and is a predicted model, not a curated record.